GGGCUCGGGCUCUGCCCGCCGCCGCCGGCUCGCGUCCCUACGCUGCGCCGCCUGGCCGGGUGCAUGCAUUGUGGGCCUCCCGACAUGGUCUGCGAGACGAAGAUCGUGGCUACGGAGGACCAUGAGGCACUGCCGGGGGCCAAGAAGGACGCGCUGCUCGCUGCCGCCGGAGCCAUGUGGCCCCCGCUGCCCGCUGCGCCCGGGCCGGCCGCCGCACCCCCACCCGCGGCAGGUCCCCAGCCCCACGGAGGCACCGGGGGCGCGGGGCCGCCGGAGGGGCGCGGCGUGUGCAUCCGCGAGUUCCGCGCAGCAGAGCAGGAGGCGGCGCGCCGCAUUUUCUACGACGGCAUCUUGGAGCGCAUCCCCAACACGGCUUUUCGCGGCCUGCGGCAGCACCCGCGCACCCAGCUGCUCUACGCCCUGCUGGCGGCCCUCUGUUUUGCUGUGACCCGCUCACUGCUGCUGACAUGCCUGGUGCCGGCUGGGCUCCUGGCCCUGCGCUACUACUACAGUCGCAAGGUGAUUCUGGCCUACCUGGAGUGUGCGCUGCACACGGACAUGGCCGACAUUGAGCAGUACUACAUGAAGCCGCCAGGUUCCUGUUUCUGGGUGGCUGUGCUGGACGGCAACGUUGUGGGCAUCGUGGCCGCUCGGGCCCAUGAGGAGGACAACACAGUGGAGCUGCUCCGCAUGUCCGUGGACUCGCGCUUCCGCGGCAAAGGCAUCGCCAAGGCUCUGGGCAGGAGGGUGUUGGAGUUUGCCAUGUUGCACAACUAUUCUGCAGUGGUACUGGGCACCACAGCUGUUAAGGUGGCCGCCCACAAGCUCUAUGAGUCACUGGGCUUCAGACAUAUGGGCGCGAGUGAUCACUACGUGCUGCCUGGCAUGACCCUCUCGCUGGCCGAGCGCCUCUUCUUCCAGGUCCGCUACCACCGCUACCGCCUGCAGCUGCGCGAGGAGUGACCACCACCACCUGCCCACCACCCUGUCUGCCCCCGUCCACCUCUGCCCUCCUGCUCGCUGCCCAGUGCGGCCCUGCUUUCCAGUGCUCACCUUGGCGUUUGUUUGGGUUUUCCUUUUUCAGCAUCAUGCUGGUUCAUCACCUGGCUGGUUCUGGGGCCACAGGGUCCCAGUCCAGAGUGUUCAUCCACAACACUCUGGUGGGGUGGAUUGUCUGCAGCCAUGGCCCUUGCCUCCCCAGCCCAUCAGAGUGGUUCAUCAUGCCUUCAAGAGUAGCAUUGUGGACCAUCUGAACUAUCCACAAAGCUGCCCAGCCUGCCUCCAUCAGGGAAGGACUAGCCUUGCCCAUCAAGCACAGAACCUCUAAAACACCCCCUCCCCCCCAGGAGCAGAACCCUGGCCCCCAGCCAGGCUAAGGCUCAGCUAUUGGGCUCUGGAAGAGUGGUCUGCUGGACUGGCCAGCCACUGCCCCAUGGGGGGCCGAGCUGGCCCCAGGCCCUGCUUUGCCCUGUGCAUGCUAAGGACAUGGCCUGGCUGCAGCAUGCCGCAUGCCACAGCCCCCUGCCCUGCUGCCCUGCCCAGCCUGGACCUCAGGCCUGAGCUGGUGAGCUCCCUUGUCCUGUCCUGAGCUGGCCUCUGGAGGGCCUACCUGCCUGACUCUGUCUGCUCUCUGGUGGGGCCAGGCCUGGGUUGGCCUUACCUAACCUGGCUCUAUCCACUCCUGCUUUGCUUUGAAAUCAUCUUACCUCUUUCCCUUUUUGGUCCCCGUGCCUCCUUGCUCUGGCUGACUUGGCUGGUCACCGGGGUUUGGUUCCUGUAGCAAUCCACUGCACAGCAUGGUGGGAAUUUCAUGGGGGCGGGGGGAAUACCUCCCCCAACACCUGUUAGAUCAGGUGGCCACCUCUCAGCUGCCUGAGGUCCUGUGGCCUCAUGCUGUUUGUGUGGUCUGCCCUGUGAAUGUAACUAGCCCAGGCUGUUGUUGGCAAUGCCUGCCACAGCUUCUUCCAGCCUGAAACAACCCAUUCUCUAAUAAGUUACGUAGACAGAAUAGCACUCUGCAUGACUUUAAUUACUGGGACAAAAUGGUAGUUUGAGCCUCCAGACACACAUCGGUGUGGUGCUAGCAUACGCACGGUCUCUGGCCCCAUUUGAUGGGGGUGGGUGGCCGGGUAGGUAGAAGAUUUCAGUUUGAAGUAUGGAAGGAAACUCUAAUUUAGUGUAAAUGCCCCCAAAGUGCCCUCACAACACAAAGUCUGUGAGGCUCAGGCUGUCCCUUGAUUCCUUGUAUGCAGGAUUGAGGGGACUGGAGGGUCCUAAAGCCUCAUAGAAAGGGCUGGGCACUGCUUUUGAGGACAGGAGCUGGUGGUUGGGGUGGGUCCAGCCAUCCCACAACAGACUAAUCUAGGCCAACUAUGCUCCUGGCCUCUCCUUUUUGAGGUCCCACUUAGGGUCCAGCCUAGAUGGGGGUGGGGAUGGCCUCGGACAGGGAGAGGAAGUAGCUGGCAGUGUUCAUGUGGCCAGCUGAAACUUGGACUUAGCUUUAGUGCAGGGGGUGCAUAAAGGCCCAUGCAUACUCCUCUGUGUGGGGCUUGGGUGAGGAGUGGCAGGCUAGGUAGACCACAGAGCUGGGCCCUGGCACCAAGGCUACAUUAUUAGAAAGGCUCUUUAGAGUUAAUGAGUUGGUGGAAAAACCCAGCUUCCUGAGGGGCGUUUUGUCCUGUUAGCAAUUGAGGCAUUUGCAGAACACUGUACAGACCCCGCUCUCCCCUGUACAUUCCUCCCUGGUGGUGCCCGGUCCCCACUUGGGGAUGGGAGUUUUGUAGACUGUACAGAAAUUGGCACCCUAUUUUCUUGCAGCUCUCAGAUUUUGUUAAUCUGGAUUAUACAGACAGACGUAAAGUGUUUUAGCAAAAUGGAAAA
Arvicanthis niloticus (Nile rat) is the source of this 2880-nucleotide messenger RNA. It is a transcript of the gene Aspnat, whose product is annotated as N-acetyltransferase 8 like. Gene Ontology annotation, cellular component: mitochondrial membrane. Lineage: Eukaryota; Metazoa; Chordata; Mammalia; Rodentia; Muridae. The record is from RefSeq and is a predicted model, not a curated record. Gene Ontology annotation, molecular function: L-aspartate N-acetyltransferase activity.